AGAGCAGCGCGCAGUAUUCCAAUCCAGCACCCCAGCCCACCGCACUUGAGUAGUUUCCCGUUCGCCGGAGAAGCAGCAAGAAGAUGGCCGGAAGGAAGGGCGGCGAGAGGAAGAAGGCGGUGACCCGCUCCGUGAAGGCCGGGCUCCAGUUCCCCGUCGGCCGCAUCGGGCGCUACCUCAAGAAGGGCCGCUACGCGCAGCGCGUCGGCUCCGGCGCCCCCGUCUACCUCGCCGCCGUCCUCGAGUACCUCGCCGCCGAGGUCCUGGAGCUGGCCGGCAACGCGGCCAAAGACAACAAGAAGACGCGCAUCAUCCCGCGCCACCUGCUGCUGGCCGUCCGCAACGACCAGGAGCUGGGCAGGCUGCUCGCCGGCGUCACCAUCGCGCACGGCGGCGUCAUCCCCAACAUCAACUCCGUGCUGCUCCCCAAGAAGUCCCCCGCCGCCGCCGAGAAGGAGGCCAAGUCGCCCAAGAAGAAGGCCGCCACCAAGUCCCCCAAGAAGAAGGCCGCAGCCACCAAGGAGUAGCCGUCUCCAUCCCCAUAGCCUAGCCAGUCUUGCUGCUUUGUUCCAUUUCUCAUGGACAAGAUGAGUAGUCAGUUUGUAAUGCCUGGUAGUCUGUAGGUAGUUGCCCUUUCGUCAGAUUCGUUGAGCAAGAGUGCCACUGUAUCUCUGAUUUCUGUGGGAAAUACUACUGAAGAUGCACUCCUUUGAAUCUUGGUAACAGUUCUCUUGUUCUAUA
Triticum aestivum (bread wheat) is the source of this 741-nucleotide messenger RNA. RefSeq names its product histone H2A.1-like. Gene Ontology annotation, molecular function: DNA binding; structural constituent of chromatin; protein heterodimerization activity. The coding region runs from base 84 to 527 and encodes 147 amino acids. The transcript has 2 exons. NCBI's taxonomy places the organism in Eukaryota, Viridiplantae, Streptophyta, Magnoliopsida, Poales, Poaceae. The record is from RefSeq and is a predicted model, not a curated record. Gene Ontology annotation, cellular component: nucleosome.